Messenger RNA from Acanthopagrus latus (yellowfin seabream), 2885 nucleotides. Its product is annotated as transmembrane protein 164. The transcript has 6 exons. The record is from RefSeq and is a predicted model, not a curated record. Bases 544 to 1485 code for a protein of 313 amino acids. NCBI's taxonomy places the organism in Eukaryota, Metazoa, Chordata, Actinopteri, Spariformes, Sparidae.
AUGUUCCUACUUUCAAAAGAGCCCCUGAAUGCAGCAUCCGCGCCGUCCACCAAUGAGAUUUGAGCUCAACCUGAGAGGCAAAUCACGGGGCGUUAAAAAAAAACCCGUACAUCGCCGCUUCAGUUCAGUAAGGUAGGCUUGGUAGCUUGGUAGCUAGGCUAGCUAAUGUUACCUAUCCGGUGUCUGCGCCGUUGCUAACACGCGCUAACCCUAACGUCCCGCUAACUGCUUCACCUAGCAUGACGCCGCGCUAAUUUGAAUGUCCGCGUUAGCUUAGCUUUGGUUUUCCGACAGUGUGAGGAGGAGGGGAGGACGCCUGCCCACCAACACCGCCUCCAACAGCCGCUACGGAGUCUCGCCUACAGCCGCCUCCCGCCGCUAGCUUGAAGUUCCUCAUCCGCCUGUGGAUGAGGUAGUUUUUUUUUAUUUAGGGAGGGUGGUCGGAAGGUGGUGUUAGCUAGCUUAAAACAACACACCAAGGCGGUGGAUACAUGUCUACCUCUCAACCGCGAGACCAACUACGAAAGGGAAAUCUUGCAGUUCAUGUUUCGCCAAGAAGUCGGUGUGACGUCUUUUAUUCCAUCUUGUUCGUAUCUUUUCCAACAAGAGAAGAGGAAUAUGUCCAGAUAUAACAUAUACAGCCUGUUGGACUGGGUCUACGGCGGGGUGGACCCGAAGUUUGAGGGCAACGGGGGCCCCGAGUGCGCCGCCUUCCUGGCGCCCCAGCAGCGCAUCAGUGAAAGUCUGGUGAUCGUCCUCAUCUCCCUGGUGGAGGUCUGCGUGGCGCUGAGGAAGAUCAACCUCUCCAAGGAGCUCAGGGUGGUCGGGAAAGACUGCACAAGGGCGAAGGAGGACAGUCUGGGCAAGAACCUGUUGCUGGUCGCCCUUUGCAUGACUUUUGGAGUGGAGGUUGGGUUCAAAUUCGCGACCAAGACUGUGAUCUACCUGCUGAAUCCCUGCCAUGUCGUGACCAUGGUGCAGAUCUUCCUGCUGGCCUGCCCGCCAGGUAAAACAGCGAUGGUUGUGUUUAGGCUGCAGGUCCACAUGUUGAACGGUGCUUUGCUGGCUUUGAUGUUUCCUGUCGUCAACACUAGACUGCUGCCGUUUGAGAAGGAGAUCUACUACAUCCAGCACUCCAUGCUGUACCUGGUGCCUCUUUACCUUUUCAGGAAAGGAGGUGUGUACAAGCCGGAACCUCUGGGUGACAUGUGGUGGGCGCUGCUCUCCACCGGCCUCCUCUUCCUCUAUCACUUCGUCUUCUUGCAGCUUCUUGGCCUGGUGACCGAGGUCAACCUGAACAACAUGCUGUGCCCGGCCGUGUCCGAUCCCUUCUAUGGGCCUUGGUACCGGGUGUGGGCGACGGGCCACCAGACGCUGCUGACGCUCCUUCACGGGAAGUUCCUCACGCUCCUCUCGCAGCACACGGGCUCCGUGUGCCGAUACGUGCUGGACACACUCCGACUGCGCAGCAAGAAAGUCGACUGAUUGUCUACAACAGAUGCACACAGACCUCGCCUUUCAUUCUAAAUGCCUGCUCUCUUCAUGGAGAUGUUUUUUUAUUAUUAUUUUGUUUUAAAUCAUCCUUUUAAUGCAUCGUUUGAGACUUACAAUCUGUUUUACUGAAACACAGGAGCAUUUCAGGGCCAGUGAAUCAAUGUGUCAUUCAUUUAGUGCUGUAGUUGGCUUGCAUGCACAAACACAGGCGUUUCGAGGUAGUUAGCAUCAUCGACGUGACCAGAAUAUAUUUUUCGGGGGGAGUGCGGUCUCCAGAAACAUAUCGGUGAAUUUGUGGGAGAUUUCCCAGCUGCCUUUUUUGUGAAAGUCCUGAGGUCGGAGGACGGGAGUCACACAAAUGUCCCUUCUACACUGCAGUUGUUACAACAUUCAGUUCUUCACGUGUUCGUUAUACUAGAUCAUAUGUUAGUAGGUAAAGCCGCCAUUUUAUUUGUAUCAAGUGCGUUUUUUGAAAAAAAAAAAAUAAUAAUGAUAAUAAUAAGAUUGUGAAUGUGAGCUGUCGUUAAAAGUUAUUUGCUUGUUUGUAGUCGAGAGGAUUUCUGUUGGACACGUAUGAUCGCCUCUUGGUGUUGUCAUGACUGAAAAAAGGAAACUUAUUUAUGGUGUCCAUCUGUUCCCACUUUACUACACACACACACACCCACAGAAACGUUGUUGUACGUGGCCUCUUUUGCAUUUCUGUCUCCAGCCCUUUCAGAUCAUUCCAGUUGUGAUAAUCAGGAGACAUGAGGGUGUUUUUAUUACUGAGAUUCAAAAGCGAUGAAUGAGGAUUUAUGGAUCUACACUUGGAUGUUAUUAUUACCUCUGCCACGCAGGUUACGUUUCUGUCUGUGUAAUUUUUAUUGUGAUAUUGGACCAUUUCUGGUGAGAUAUGAACUUCAGUGUGUCGUCGGGAUGAAUGUGUUUUGUUUGUUUUGUUUGUUUGUUUGUUUGUUUUUGCCAAGAUGGAGCGGAUCCUGAUGAAAUGUGCAUCUGGGCUGAAAAUAAUGCAUCGUAACACUUGAAUAGAAAUUAUUGCUUGAUCCUCAAGUUACCUUACAUCCUGAAUUCACUCCACCAUUAUAACUGUAAACGAGUCACAGUCGUCUGGGGAUUUUUGUAUAGAAAAAAAAAAAAAUAAAUGCAUCAGAUGAAUCUGCAUGAAGUCACUUUGGGUCUUCUGUUGACGACCCAGUGGGAGAGAAAGUAUUAACUAGCAUUGAUAAUUUGGAAUAUGUCAGUCAUGGUAUAUAUCAUUGCAAGUGUGAGGGAAGUGUGUAUUACUGUAGCAUAAACUGUACUUCACUGUAAAGAAGGGACGAGACAAACUUUUGUAUUUCUAUGGGUUUGACUGUAUGUGCUGUAUUGACAAUAAAAGUGAUUUCAAUUGA